CACAAAAUAAACUUGCUUACUUUGCGAAAAGAUAGGGGAAAUUGCUUCCCGCAGUGUUAGCAUAAAUUUAUAAUAAAAAUUGAGUGCUGUUGACAUAUGCCGCGAUCAGUGUUUCGGACCGAAUCGGUAAUCGGCAAGUAAGAUUUUAUCUUAAAUUUCUAUGACUAAAAGUAUCGACUACGUAAUUGAUUUCUACACUUUUGUUUUUCUUAUAGAUAUACAAUAAUAAUGGAAGAAUUUGAUUUCGCUUCCCUGAACUCGUCGACCUAUUGUAAGCCAUUCAAAAAUGUAAAGGAUAUGGAAAUUGGUGAAAAAUACCGAAUUGUUGAUAUCGGCGUGAUUGGUACCAAGUUUGGAGAUCGAAUUGUGGUUGAAACCGAAACCUUCAAGUGCAUACUGCCCCAACGUUACCAUACAUACUUCGAAGCAGAAAAUCGACUAGAGUGCUUCAAAACAACCCUAGCAAAUAAAGUUAUAUUUAUAACUAGUAUGGGAGCUGCAGGUGUAACGACUAAUGUACAAAUUGUAGUUACAUAAAAAUUACCUACCCAUAAGGCAUGUAGUAAAGUUUAAAUAUGAAUAAAUGCGUUACAGUUUCCUGCCCUUCAUCCUUAUGAUUACCUACCUGCAAUAAGGUUGAAAUGUGAAUAAAUGCGUUACAGUUUCCUACCAUUCAUCCUUACGACUCACCCCGAGAGCGAGCAACCAUCGCCUCAUUAUAGGCCUGGGGGCCACGAAAUGUAUUUACAGGUUAGAAUGGAGCAUGACAUUGGUAAUUGAGCCCCCUUACAUGUCUCGGAGAAUUAAUAGUUGGGGCCCCAUACAUGUCACGGCACCUGUUUUUUCAUUGACUUCAACCUCUAAGUCAAAGCCAAAGUCUGCGUGGCUCAUUUGGUUACGCGCUAGCUUUCUAUUUCAGGUAUCGUGGGUUCGGGGUCUAGGACACUUCGCCGUCGCCAAUCCGUCGUCGCCAAUUCGCCUUAGCCGAUUUACCGUCGCCCAUUCGCCGUCGGGACAAUUGGUCUUAACCAAAUUCGUCGUUAGCACAAUUCGCCAUGGCCAAUUCGCCGUCGCCGAUUAGAAUAUUGUGUAUUAGCCAUUUGUGAAAUGCGUCGUAGGCCGGAUUCGCAGUACUGUAUACCUUUUAUUGUUCUAUUAUAUUUCAAGAAUGUUAAUGAGGGUGUCCUUUGGUCUAGCGCAAUUAACCAUAAACAGAUUUUGUAUGAAUGAACAACUUGUAUUAUUAUCCUAAUCUCCCUGUCAUUAGCGUAAAUCUGGUUUAUUGUUCCAUUCAACUAUUCUUAUAUCGGUAUAAAUAUACAAAAAUAUGUAGGUAAGUAAAAUUCAGUAUCUAUCUAUAGUGGCUGUAAGUAGGCAGGAAUUAAAGAAUGGACGUGGAAAUUUUAUCUGAAAAAGGGAAACAGAAAUUUACGGAAAAUGGAUUUAUUUAUGUCUUUGAUACAUUUAGUAAAAGUGACAACAGUAUAAAGUUUUGGAGAUGCGAGAAGAGAAAAGAGUGUAAAGCGCGAGUCCAUACCAGAAACGGAGAAGUUCUUAAGAAAAUUAACGACCAUUGUCAUGAUUCUUCAGCGGUUAGCGUGGAAGUGGCACAAGUCGUCACUAAAGUGAAAAAACGUGCUGUGGAGACAAUUGAAGGGACGAUUCAGGUGAUUAAUGAGUGUAUGGUUAAUACAACGCAAGCUGCUCAAGCUGUUCUUCCAAAUACUUGUAGUUUAAGGAAAUUAGUAAGACGUAAACGUAAUGAAGUUAACGCUGCACCACCAAAUCCUUUGACUCUAGCAGAUUUAUUAUUACCAGAUGAUUACAAAACGUACAAACUACGAGUCAAUGUUACGGAAAACUUUCUUUUGGCAGACAACCAAGAUGGAGCAGAAAGAAUUUUAAUUUUUGGAAGGCAGACCUGGCUUCCAUAUUUAGAAACUUCCUCAGUAUGGUACGCAGAUGGAACAUUUUCUAUAGCUCCUCCCUUAUUUUCACAAGUGUACACUUUGAUGGGAGUCAUAAAUAAUGGUGUCCAUCCAAUAUGCUAUGCGUUGUUACCCAACAAAAUGCGAGGAACUUACCAGCGGAUGUUCGAGUUAUUGAAAGAGUUGCUUCCGAAUUUAAACCCUUUAGCAAUCAAUUGCGAUUUUGAGCAUGCUGCAUUUACCGCCAUGAAAACAUCAUUCCCAAACGUAAAUAUUUACGGAUGUUUUUUUCAUAUGGCUCAAAAUAUGAAAAAAAAAAUUGGGGGAAAUGGGAGUGACACGGGAAUACAAUAAUGAUCCGCAAUUUGCACUGAAUGCCAGAAUGGUGACGUCAUUAGCCUUUGUACCCCCCGCACGUUUGGAUGAC
Messenger RNA from Photinus pyralis (common eastern firefly), 2355 nucleotides. RefSeq lists its product as uncharacterized. The transcript is spliced from 2 exons. Bases 1389 to 2282 code for a protein of 297 amino acids. Lineage: Eukaryota; Metazoa; Arthropoda; Insecta; Coleoptera; Lampyridae. The record is from RefSeq and is a predicted model, not a curated record.